GACUCAAUCCCUGGAACUGUCAACUCCUUCACCUUGCAUUUCUCUUCCACUAUGAGCAGACCAACUCUGUUGCACGGCUCUGUGGCUUUCUGUAGCAUUGUCUGCCUCACCCUAGCCACUCACUGUCUAGCUUUCCCAAAAGUGGAAAAGAGGGAGACAGCACAUGCUCAUGGGGAGACACAGCAGUCCUGGGAGAUGAACACGGGUGACCAAGAAAACAUCUCCUCUGCUCCAAAGCACAUGUCCCAGCAGAUGCCCUCUGAAUCUCCUAUGGUGCUGUCUGCAGGAUCAUCAGUGAUGCAAUUAAAUAAAGUAACCUCUGUCAACAAAGAACGCCAUCUUCCAGGAGCUGGGCUUCUGCAUCCUGACAUCCCUGAUCUUCACUCUUCCAGUGAGCCAGUGAUCUCAGCCAGUGAAGAAGGGCAUGGUCCCAGACAGCUUGCAAGGAUGUCUCCUGAACACAGAGUUUCUAAGGCCAUGUCAAUCAUUGCUGUCUCUUCCCCUACUUCUCUUAAUCCUCACCUGGAGGGACCACAUAGCAGUUCUAGCAUCCAGCCCAUUAGAGAAGGGAUCACAGACGUAACACGUGACUUCCUUAAGUAUGUGGAUAAUGAGUUGUUUGCCACUGAAAGUCAGGAAGCAGUUAGCUUGGGAAACACAGCUACAUCUUAUAUAAAAACCAAAGAAAUGCUAACUGCCAAUCCAAGAACUGAGAAAUUUGAGACAGAUGCAUCCAAGGGGAUGACUGCUGUUCCUAGUAUUGAUUCCACAACAGACACAGAGCCUGAUGGGAAGAGACCCUCAGAGAAACCAGGUGGCAAUUCCCAGACCACUGCCACCACACACUUAGUGUCAACCCCUGAGGAUAUCUUGAAUAUUGAUCCAACAACUGGCAGUCUUCUGGGGGACCUCAAGGUCACAGUGAGUGCCAGCACAGCUGUUCCUGUUUCUUCUGUCUCAAGUGAUGAGUGGGAUGACACCAAAUUUGGGAGUGUAGGUCUCAUAGGGACGCCAGAUUCAGGAGACAAUACAGAGACUCAAGUGAGUACGGAGCCCCCACAUGAAGCAUAUGAAAACUUUGAAGGGGCUGAGGGGACCCUCACUUCCACAGAGGUUAACAAGGUGGCUCCGGGGCUGCCUGAAGGAGAAACGCCCAUGGGAACAGCCCUGAUGAUUGCACUGGAGGAGGAGAGAUCACCUGAUUAUACCCACCAAGCUCCCUUUACUCCCACGAGUCCAACAGAAGACCCUGAAGUUUCCACUACGAACCCGUUCCCAAGUGCUGGAGGCUUCACAGCACCCACUCUGGAGGAUAGGACCACGCUUUUCUCAAAAACCAUGGUUUCUACCUCUCAGUAUGAGUCUGACGCACAUCGGGCAGCAGGAAGUGUGCCAGAAGACAUCACUCAAGAGAUGACAAUGUCCACUCAAGAACCAGACCCCACAUUACCCUUGGUGACACAAGAGCAUAUUGAGGUUCCCAGAGGCAGUGGGGAGCCUGAAGAAGGCAUGCCAUCCCCCGCUCCUGUGUCUGCUGAUGUGGAUGCCACUGAGCUGUCCAGACAAUGGGUGUCUCUGGCCACUCCAGCCCACCCCACUGUUGUCCCUUCGUCUCUCGAAGUUACCUCUUCUAUGGAAGACAUAAUGGACACAAUCACUGUGCCAAAUGAGGACUUCAUACCAUUUUUGGGCUCUCCAAUGACAUCCCCUGCAAUGACUGUGGAAGCUCCCACAAUUUCUCCAGCACUCUUUUCUGAGGGAAGAAUUGUUCCAUCUAUCAACUACCCAAAUACAGCCACCUCCUAUGGCCUGGAACAACUUGAAUCUGAAGGUACCCUUGUCUCUGACCACAUAUUUUGAAAAACAAAGAAGUAGCUUUAACUUUAUGUCAUUGGGUUAACUGUCCUGCCACCAAAGAGUUUUUAGUAAAACCCUCUGCCUGGGGUUUCUCCCUGUGAUUUUAAUUACAUUUACAUUUAAAAUGAAUGUCUUAGUUGGUUCCACUAUUCAGACUGGAUGAGAAUAGUAGAUUUAAAUGGAGGAACUGCAUUGUUUUUUUUUUCCAUCUGACUGACUGAGGAACAUUUAUAGGUCUACUGUCCUUUCAUAACAUCACUCUAUGAGUACUGGGAUGUUCUCUUCGUAACAACAUUGAGUUACUGUCUAGAGAUAAACAACUUCUUUGUUAAUUAAUGGUGAGAAAUUCAUGACAAGUUGUACUGUCUAAGGCAUUGGCU
Mesocricetus auratus (golden hamster) is the source of this 2237-nucleotide messenger RNA. Its product is annotated as armadillo-like helical domain-containing protein 4. Bases 52 to 1860 code for a protein of 602 amino acids. NCBI's taxonomy places the organism in Eukaryota, Metazoa, Chordata, Mammalia, Rodentia, Cricetidae. The record is from RefSeq and is a predicted model, not a curated record. The transcript is spliced from 3 exons.